Molecule: messenger RNA, 2190 nt
Organism: Laetiporus sulphureus 93-53
Lineage: Eukaryota; Fungi; Basidiomycota; Agaricomycetes; Polyporales; Laetiporaceae
Product: mitochondrial carrier
Exons: 12
Coding region: 100-1908 (602 amino acids)
Biological process (GO): transmembrane transport
Molecular function (GO): ATP transmembrane transporter activity; calcium ion binding
Source: RefSeq, a predicted model, not a curated record
AACGCGUCCAUUCCCGCCAUGUGCACGUACUAGAUUUGUCUUCCUCCCCUCCAUUGCUCCCGUCUGCUCGCCGACCAGACGGACAACUCUGCGACUCGCAUGGCAAGCCUGAGCAACAAGAGCGGGCCACCCAACCGCGACCUCUUCGAAGCGACUCUUUCUGGCUCACUCGAUCGUCCUUACAUUCCCAGGUUACGAUCGGAUUCACCGCCAAACCGCCUCAUACCCCACAGCCUGAAAGAGUUUCGUGCACGGGAAGGGCAUGAGAGACGGGAGGAGAGACUUCGCAGGCUGUGGUCGCAGCUGCCGAAGCGGAGCGGAACGCACGACGAGGACGAUGAAACAAUCGCGCAUGCGCUGCCUGUCGUAGCGGAUUCACAUCCUGACCUCACACCCGAGAGAGCAAGAAACUUGAAGCGAAUGUAUGAUGCGGAACUUCGCUAUCGUCUCGGGGCGCAUACAAGCGGAUUCGUGCAAAGGAAAAGCCCGUGGAGAGAGUUCGAGAGAUAUACAGACGCUAAGGAAGCUGAGUUAUGGCAUUUGUUUCAUGACGAGCUCGACCUAGACGGCAGCGGUCGCCUUGAGGCGCAUGAGCUCAUACAGGCUCUACAGAACGCCGGCAUCGAACUAUCCCCAUCUGCUCUCGCAGAGUUUAUGAGCUUUUUUACCUCUUCGCCGCAUGCUCAUUCCAUCACGUUCCCGGAAUUUCGAGACAUCCUUCUUCUAAUGCCUCGUAAAGCCUCGCCGUCCGAAAUUUACAGGUACUAUCAAGCACAUCAAUUUGCUGAUGACGAUGCGAGAGGUGCUGCCCGCGUCAACAUGGAAGGUGAUGUCAGCCUUAGUGCGGAAGAUAUGUCGACGAGGCGCCACAGCCCCAUACCUCUGCAAAAUGCGCAGGUACCCGUGGACUAUGCUCUGGGUACAGAGUGGGACGUAGAGGACGUUAUCGAUGAUGGAGAGUACGAUUACUUCGAGGAAGAAGAGCCUCCAGGGUGGUUCGAGGGUGCUAUGGCCAUCAAGUUCUUAUUGGCGGGAGGAAUUGCUGGCGCCGUAUCACGGUCGUGCACGGCGCCGCUUGACCGUCUCAAAAUAUUCCUCAUUACACGCCCACCAGACCUCGGUGGUAUCUCCUUAAGUUCAAAAGCGCCAGUAAGGGGAGUCAGGGCGAUCGCCAGUGCGGUCGCGCGAAUAUAUGCCGAAGGAGGUGUGCUGGCGUUCUGGACAGGAAACGGUCUCUCCGUUGCAAAAAUUCUGCCAGAGUCAGCGAUCAAGUUCUUGGUGUAUGAAUCAUCCAAACGUAUGUUCGCUCAGUAUGUGGAUCAUGUCGACGACUCUCGGGAGAUCAGCGGCGUGAGCCGAUUCCUGUCAGGAGGGAUAGGCGGGAUCAGCAGUCAACUAACCAUAUAUCCUAUCGAGACACUCAAAACUCAAAUGAUGAGCAGUACGGGCCAGCAUAAGCGUACCUUGCUGUCUGCGGCGAAGAAGGUUUGGUCCCUCGGAGGGUUCAGAGCUUUCUACCGUGGCUUGACGAUUGGCCUCGUUGGUGUCUUUCCAUAUUCAGCGAUUGACAUGAGUACAUUCGAGGCUCUCAAGCUGGCCUAUUUGAGAUCCACGGGUAAGGAGGAGCCGGGAGUCCUUGCAUUACUAGCAUUCGGCAGCGUCUCUGGGAGCAUUGGUGCCACCAGCGUAUAUCCCCUCAACCUGAUCAGGACGCGUCUGCAAGCAUCGGGCUCCUCCGGCCACCCGCAGCGGUAUACUGGCAUUCUCGAUGUUGCGCAGAAGACAUACGCGCGAGACGGGUGGCGUGGUUUCUACCGCGGGCUACUUCCGACAUUAGCGAAGGUGGUUCCGGCAGUUUCGAUAUCGUACGUCGUAUAUGAAUCUAGCAAACGCAAGCUGGGUGUGUAGGUCGCUGGUAUCUACUUCUCCUACCCUCAUCAUCUUCAAAGCUUGUCGCUCUCCGGUCAUUCAGCAUACUGUAUCUAUAAUCACGCACCUUAUGUCCGGACUCAGACUAAUUGACAUAGAAGUCGGUCGAUACCUCACAGCUAUGUAUGUGGAACUCCAUCAAGCAUUUGUCAGUCUCAGAGUAAUGGAAUGCAGAAAUAGAGGGGGGACUUUCGCAUUUUAAACGAUGAUUUUGCAUAUAGCAGACAACUAACCCGAACUUGACUUCCAUCUUCGCGUGCG